AUGACCGGAUUAUCAGAACAGAUCAAGCGCAAUCCCAUUGGAAAUGGGCUUGAUGAUGUUCGCAGUACUUUCAAGUCCGUAAACACCAGGGAAAAGACGCCAUAUUCUACAGAUUCAGUAGAUCAACUCGGCCAGGAAGAUCUUCGGAACCUGACCCUCCCUCUCCUGGUUGCCUUGCAAAGCCACGUCCUUUCAACAUCUCUACCAUCGACAUCGGGCUGCGGCAGUUUACAAAAUGAUCUCCUCAGACUUAUCUCGGCCGCAGCCUCCGACAGCUUCGACUUCAAUCGCGUCAAACCACUUCUGAAAGCGGCUUUCUCUAGUAAACUCGAUGAUGCCACCAUCUGGGAGGCACAUAGAGCCAUUACAGAAACCACGCCAUCCUCCCCCCCCCCCCCCCCCCCCCCCAAACCCCCCUCCCUCCACCACCUUCUCCUUCAAACCCCUCAAACCCCUUCUUACAAGGGCUUUCCUUAA
Colletotrichum abscissum is the source of this 477-nucleotide messenger RNA. RefSeq lists its product as uncharacterized. Bases 1 to 477 code for a protein of 158 amino acids. Lineage: Eukaryota; Fungi; Ascomycota; Sordariomycetes; Glomerellales; Glomerellaceae. The transcript has 2 exons. The record is from RefSeq and is a predicted model, not a curated record.